CUGGACUGUUGGCAGCUAAAACUUACCUAGAAUGACACCGGAACAAAAGCUGAUUAUUCCAGAGACCAGUCUGAUAAAAUACAAAGCUCCCGUACGUGUGACAGACAGGCUUGCUGGUCCACAUAAUCCACAAGCUAAUCAAAAAGAAGGUAGUAAAACGACAGUCAACCGUGUGAGAGCUCAGUCAUCGGGGGCCGAGAAAAAGGUUCCUACUUCCUUAGGUCCGACUGCUGGCUUUUUGGAUCCUCAAGGCAUUCGAACGGUGGAAUCUACAGAGGGAAUACUACGUAACAUCAUGCCGCCAAGACGCUACCAAAUUGGUGAAAGCCUGUACAUUCAAGAAGUUUCUUCAUGUCCCGCUUCCCGUAUGGAUGUUAUUCAGCUGACCCAAAUGUUGGAUCAACAGCUAGAUACCCGCGGAGCGAAAAUGACCGGAAUUUGUCCAGUUCGACGUGAACUGUUUUCACAAGUGUUUGAUGAACUAAUAAGACAACUCACCAUUCACUGUGCAGAAAGAGGUCUCUUGCUUCUGCGCGUACGAAACGAGGUUGCGACCACGCUAGCUGCCCUUCAGUCGAUCUACGCAUCGGGAGUAGUGUUUGGACUGCAGAAGUCUCUUGCUCGGGAAGCUGAUCGUAACCGGCAAACAGCGCGGAUCCAACAAUUGGAGCAAGAGAUUUCCCUUCUCCGUAAAAAGAUGCAAGUAGAAGCCUUGAACUGUCGGGCUUUGGAGGAGAAAGAAGCCAACCGUUUGGCUGCAGCAACCCGACGGGCUGAGGAUGAUGUGAACUUUUUGCGGAAGGGUCAUGACCAACUAAAAGCACAACUAGAAGAUAUUCUAAACCAAUUUAAACUCGUGUCUACCUAAAGAUGACGUACCUCUAUGGUACAUGAGACAACAGGAUGAAAAAAAUGAAUAAUUGAGAAUCACAACAUAAUGUCAAGACACUGAUUUGCUUUCUGCUUCUGAACUGUGUGAUUAGAACACGCCGAGCA
Messenger RNA from Opisthorchis viverrini, 996 nucleotides. RefSeq lists its product as hypothetical. Gene Ontology annotation, cellular component: axoneme. The record is from RefSeq and is a predicted model, not a curated record. Gene Ontology annotation, molecular function: dynein heavy chain binding. The transcript is spliced from 2 exons. Lineage: Eukaryota; Metazoa; Platyhelminthes; Trematoda; Opisthorchiida; Opisthorchiidae. The coding region runs from base 32 to 868 and encodes 278 amino acids.